CACCAGCAAUUUUCGUUUCCCCCUUCCCUUGUGCGCCCUAGCCGUUCCUCUCCUUGCCUUGCUCCCAUUCCUCUUCUCUUGCUCUUCUCUUCCUCAAUUUUUAAGCAAAGAUGUUUAGCAGGCAAAGGAAGCGAUCCAAGUCUCAAAAGGAUGCAACUGCGGCUGGUAGUUCAAAUCCUCCGCCAAGAGCUUUUGAUGCAUUGCGUUUCAGUAGUGCCAUCCACCAGGACCGUAUGCCCAUGCUGGAAAAGAAAAAGAUUUUGGCGGAGAGGAAGUUUGUGAUUGACACUGAGGGAAGCUACAAAGAAAUAGCAAACAUUUUCAAUGCAAAGAAGUGGGGAAGGUUGCUCACUCCGGUUGAUUGCAUAAAUUAUGAGAUUGUCCGUGAGUUUUAUGCUAAUGCACUUCAACCGGAGGGUGAGUUGUGUUCUUAUAAGUCUUUUGUUCGUGGUAAGGAGAUCGAUUUUUCGCGGAAUGCAAUCAGUGAGCUCCUUGGCAAUCCUUGGAAUCCAUUUGAUCCAAAUAUCCAGACUGAUGAGUUUUCUGUUGCACGACGAACUCAUCAGAACCAGGAAGUAAUUUCUCGUGUGAUCCUUAAACCGGGAAAGCAGGUGGAGUUGAACAAUGUUCAGGAGCCGAUUCGUUACAACAGGAUUGAUAUGACUCCUUUGGCGCAAGCGGUGCUUCUUCUGAUUGUGUUUAACAUAAGGCCAAGGUUUCAUAAGUCUUCGGCACCUCUUGAUGUGGCUUUGCUUGUUUAUCACAUCUUGGAAAACAAGACGGUCGACGUUGCUAAAAUAAUUGCUAAUGAGAUGAAAAUCUUCAUCGAGAACACUCGUCGUCCUGGGGUACAUUCUAGCGCACCUAUUAUUUUUCCUUGUUUGAUUACUUCUUUGUGUCAAAAGCAGGGUGUUCGUUUUCCAAGUGUGGUGAACGAAAGGAAAAGAGAUGUGGUUGAUGAUAUCUACAUCAACCGCUACUGUAAUGCUAAGUUGGCUGCUAAGAAAAAGCAGAAGGAAGCUGGUGAGUCCUCUGCUGCAGGUGAGCAUGGUGAGACUCUGGAUUAUGAAGAUUGGGAUCCGAGGUUGAGAGCAUCUUUUAAUUAUACUUGGGAUGCGCUUGAGGCUGGAAGGAGGUCCAGUGAAUUCCUUAUGGACUCCAUGAGGCAGUUGUAUCUGCAUCAGUCUGCACCUUCUGGUGAGAUCCCUCCUUUUCCUUCUCGCGAGGAUUAUUCUGCUUAUGCAAAUUGGCCUGAGGGCAGGCCUUUCUUUUCUGAGGGGGUGGAUGAUGCUGAUGCAGAGGGUGAUGAAAUUGGUGAUGACAUCCUUGAUUAGGAG
Messenger RNA from Vicia villosa (hairy vetch), 1337 nucleotides. RefSeq lists its product as uncharacterized. Lineage: Eukaryota; Viridiplantae; Streptophyta; Magnoliopsida; Fabales; Fabaceae. The coding region runs from base 111 to 1334 and encodes 407 amino acids. The transcript is spliced from 2 exons. The record is from RefSeq and is a predicted model, not a curated record.